This is a messenger RNA of Ruditapes philippinarum (Manila clam), 762 nucleotides long. RefSeq lists its product as uncharacterized. The coding region runs from base 1 to 762 and encodes 253 amino acids. Gene Ontology annotation, molecular function: glycosyltransferase activity; nucleic acid binding; nucleotide binding. Gene Ontology annotation, cellular component: Golgi apparatus. The record is from RefSeq and is a predicted model, not a curated record. The transcript is spliced from 3 exons. Lineage: Eukaryota; Metazoa; Mollusca; Bivalvia; Venerida; Veneridae.
AUGACUGUGAAUGAUGGGUACUUUGACUUUUUUCAAAACUGGAUUCAUUUCUACAAUAAACUUCAAUUAAACUUCCCCCUGAUAGUAAUUGCCGAGGACGAUGAUGUGUUUUUGAAGCUGCACCAAUUAAAUGCACAGUCGGUGUUCACUCUAGUCAGAAGUUGGAGAAACUCUCUAAGGUCGGCUGUUGUAUACGGAUCUAAAGAAUUUAACGAACUUGCAUCGGGAAGACCGACGUAUAUUCUGACGUAUUUAGAAACAGGAACAAAUAUUCUUUACACAGACACAGAUUCUGUAUGGUUACAAGACCCUUUUCCAUAUUUCCAAGGGCCAUUUGAUAUGUGGAUGCAGGUAGACGGUCCUGGAAAUUUAUGUACCGGGCUGAUGGCUAUUAAAAGCAAUAAUGAGUCUAUAAAAUUAAUGAGGCUAUGGGAAGCUGCCUUGAAAAAACGUUUAGAUAUUGACCAGACAGUGUUUAAUCAAGUUUUCACAAACUCGACAAUACACUUAAAGCCACUGGACAGGAACUUGUUUCCAUCAGGGAAUCUGUAUUUUGAUCAGUUUACCGACACCAAACGUGUGGUCAAAAUUGGCCUCGCUCUGGAGUUAACGUACUACAUAUGUAGACACAUCUACGUGUUCUUACCAGAUAGAAAUGGCGAUGUCUUGGAAGUUCUUGAUACAUACUGGUACACGUGUAGCAAUACAAGAGCAGAUGGGACAUGUUUAGAUUUUGAACGCAGCAUGCCUCCAGAUUUAUGA